CUAACCUGCCGCACAGCCCUGUCAGAAUGAGGACCCGGGGCAGAUCGUUGCUGAUAGCUCUCUGUGCAUUGGUUAUCUUCUGUGGCGCUCAAGGUGCUGUGAAUAUACCUUCAAAAGCUCAACACUUCCAGCAGUGCCGCGAGAAUCCAAGUCUAUGCCCGAAUAAUUCCAGAUGUGAGGAAGCAUCUGGAACUGACAAAUAUUGCAUCUGUAACUCCGGGUUUUAUAAUAAGGUCGAAGAUACUCAUGUUUCUUACCCAAAUGGAUCUUGUACAGACAUCGAUGAAUGUACCAAGAUUAACGCCUGCACCAAGCAAGCUACCUGCAUUAACACCGUGGGUAGUUACCAGUGUAACUGCCUCCCUGGAUACAUCAAGCAAGAUAUUAACCAAUCAGGAAAAAAUGUCAUUUGUGAAGAUGUAACCAAAUGCACAAGACCGACUGACUGUCCUGCAAAUUCCAAGUGUGAACGGUCUAGCUGCUACUGUGAGAGGGGAUUUAAUAACCCAAAAGGAGGAACGAAUAUCAGGCGUGAUGAGAACUGUGCAGAUAGAGAUGAAUGUCUUCUCAGCCCAUGUGCCUACCCAGCUGUUUGCAAUAAUAUCCCAGGCAGCUUUUCCUGUGACUGCCCUGAGGGUUAUACCAAGUACGACAUAAUUAGAGGGAGCCGGAAUCUCACUUCAUGCACAGAGAUAGAAGGAUUUUUUACAAGAACCUCUCCUCCAACAACUGUCAUCACCUCCACUAUCCUCCCAGCCACCGACCCUUUUACCUGCCCUGUUGGGUAUGCUGUGAUUUCAACAGCAAAUGGCAUGGAGUGCUCAGAGAUAGAAGGAUUUUUUACAAGAACCUCUCCUCCAACAACUGUCAUCACCUCCACUAUCCUCCCAGCCACCGACCCUUUUACCUGCCCUGUUGGGUAUGCUGUGAUUUCAACAGCAAAUGGCAUGGAGUGCUCAGAGAUAGAAGGAUAUUUCAGAAGAACCUCUCCUCCAGCCACUGUCAUCACCUCCACUAUCCUCCCAGCCACCGACCCUAUUACCUGCCCUGCUGGGUAUGUGAUGAGUUCCACAGGGAAAGGCAUGGAGUGCUCAGCAAUUAAAAACUUAUGUGAGACAUAUCUGCAAGAGCAAAACAAAACUCUGAGUUAUUGUAAUCAAGAGGAUCCCCAUUGCCAUCUUCAGAGGUCCAUUUACCACAUCCUGAAAUCUUCUUGCCAGAAUGGAACCAAUUUAGACAUUGAGAACAUCACAAAUUCUGCCUCUCAGAUCCUCAGCAACGAUUCUUGGUCUAAUCUCAACUCUUCUGAAGUCAGAACUGUUAUCAAUGGACUCCUGGGGAAUGUGGAAUUAUCAGUAUUGGAAUUAUUUUCUAUAAAUCCCACCAAUCGCAAUUUCAGCACCCCUGAGAUAGAUGUUGCUACCAAGGUGGCCCAAGAAAACUGUUCUUUCCUAACCAUAACGGUGGGACUCAACAGGAUGCAAGUGUCAUGUGACCUCCUUCCUAAACCCGAAGACGGAGCUGUCUUCAUUUCAUACAGGAACCUCGACUCCAGGUUAAGUGGGAGUUCCCUGCUGGAUUUGGAAGACCCUGAGGAAGAACGCACUGUAUUGAUUAAUUCACAGGUGGUGACUGGAAGCAUCACAAGCCAAAAUAAGGAAAACUUGAACCCCCCGGUAACCUUCUACCUGAAUAAUCUGCAGGCCCCAGACACUUCCAAAAUAUCUUUGUGUGUAUACUGGGAUCCCAAGCUGAGUGGAUGGUCCCAGAGAGGCUGCAACAUCAUAUUUUCCAAUAUCUCCCACACCCUCUGCUCCUGUGAUCAUCUCUCCACCUUUGCGGUUAUCAUUGCUCCCUGUGAUAUAAAGGUUGAUCGUGGCCUUCUCUACAUCUCUCGCAUUGGUCUUGGUGUAUCUGUUCUCUGCCUCUUUUUGUCUCUUGUCACAUUCCUCCUGUGCCGGUCCCUAAGGAGCGCUCACACCUCCAUGUUGAUAGCACUAUGCGGAUGUCUCUUUCUGGGACAGCUGAUCAUCCUGUUUGGCCUACCCCAAACCCAGUUCAGAAUACUCUGCUCUAUCAUUGCUGGCUGUCUCCAUUACAUUCUCCUCUGUGCUUUCUGCUGGAUGACUCUGGAGAGUGUCCUCCUCUUCCUCACUGUGAGAAACCUGAAUGCAAUGAACUACUUGACAUCCCGACGCUCUCACUUCCCAACUGCCUGUAUCAUUGGGUUUGGGGUUCCCGCAGUUAUAGUGGCCAUCUCAGCAGCAGUUCGUUAUGAUGGAUAUGGUACAGGGAAAAGUUGUUGGCUCAGUCUAAAUCUCAUUUGGAGUUUCCUCGGCCCAGUUUGUGUCUUCAUCACUAUAAAUACCACACUCCUGGUUUUAACAUUCUGGAUUCUCCGAGCGAAGCUUGCAUCUCUAAACGCAAAUGUCUCAAGUCUUAAGAACACCCGGUUACUGGCCUUCAAGGCCCUGGUUCAGCUGUUCAUACUUGGAUCUACUUGGAUCCUUGGCUUCUUCCAGUGUGGACCUGGGGCCAUUGUGGCAUCGUAUCUGUUCACCAUCUGCAACAGCCUUCAGGGGGCGUUCAUCUUCCUUGUGCACUGCCUGCUCAAUCACCAGGUAAGGGAGGAAUAUCGCAAAGUUUUCCAUCGGCUGCAUGUUCAGAAGCCAGAGUCGGAGGGAGUAUCGGGCAGCACUGUUCCUAUGACCCUGAAAUCGGUAACUGUGUCCGAUGUGAUAAAAUCUGAUACUGUCAUAGAUCAUCACUCUGAAAUGAGUAAGACUGAAUGGUGUAAGUCUUGAAGAUAUCAGAUCAUUGAAGAAAGGAACUGGGGGCUGAGCGUAACCUCCCCGUGGCCCGUGGCAAAGACUCCGCACUUUUU
Molecule: messenger RNA, 2884 nt
Organism: Xenopus tropicalis (tropical clawed frog)
Lineage: Eukaryota; Metazoa; Chordata; Amphibia; Anura; Pipidae
Gene: adgre1.2
Product: adhesion G protein-coupled receptor E1 gene 2
Exons: 22
Coding region: 27-2804 (925 amino acids)
Biological process (GO): G protein-coupled receptor signaling pathway; cell surface receptor signaling pathway
Cellular component (GO): plasma membrane; membrane
Molecular function (GO): transmembrane signaling receptor activity; G protein-coupled receptor activity; calcium ion binding
Source: RefSeq, a predicted model, not a curated record